AUGUCUACAAAUUCAGACCUCAGAGUGACACUCUACACCUACUUUCGCUCCUCGUGCUCCGCGCGCCUUCGUAUCGCCCUCGCCCUUAGGUCAAUCUCCUAUACCUCAGUCCCUAUCAACCUGCUGAAGGGCGAGCAGUCGAGCACAAAAAACACGGCCGUAAACCCAUCGGCCACCGUUCCCACGCUCAUCAUCGAGCAUGUAGACCGGAGCCAGUCUCCAAUAACAAUAACCCAGUCCCUCGCAGCGCUCGAAUACCUGGAUGAAGCAUUCCCCGACAAUCCCAACCCACUCCUUCCACCUAUUUCUAACCCGCAACAACGCGCGCUCGUGAGGUCUCUAGCAUCAAUUAUAGCCUGCGACAUUCAGCCAGUCACGAACCUACGGAUUCUUCAGCGCGUUGCACCAUUCGGCGUCGACCGGGCCGCCUGGUCAAAGGAUCUCAUUGAAGCUGGGUUUGCGGCGUAUGAGGCUAUUGCUAGAGACUCUGCUGGAGUAUUCAGUGUUGGCGAUACAAUCACGAUGGCGGAUGUUUGUUUGAUCCCCGCUGUUUGGGGCGCAGAGAGAGCGGGGGUAAAUCUGGGACAGUAUCCUACAAUUAAAAGGGUUGCGGAGGCCCUGGAGAAGGAGAAUGCAGUUAAGGAGGGGCAUUGGAGAACCCAGCAGGAUACACCAACGGAAUUCAGGUGUUGAAUCUGCUGCUUGGCGACCGAUGUUCCAUUGUCGGAACGAAAAUGUUAUACAGACCGGUCUUGAAUGAUGGACGGGGUUUACUGCGAGAGUAAAAGGUUAUCGACAAGUUCGGACAGGAGUCUCUGCGUACCCUUGCGCUAAAUAAGAGUAAUGUAAAUGACCUGCAAAGCAU
This is a messenger RNA of Aspergillus nidulans FGSC A4, 865 nucleotides long. RefSeq names its product maleylacetoacetate isomerase maiA (gene maiA). Lineage: Eukaryota; Fungi; Ascomycota; Eurotiomycetes; Eurotiales; Aspergillaceae. Gene Ontology annotation, biological process: aromatic amino acid metabolic process; L-phenylalanine catabolic process. The record is from RefSeq and is a predicted model, not a curated record. Bases 1 to 693 code for a protein of 230 amino acids. The transcript has a single exon. Gene Ontology annotation, cellular component: cytoplasm. Gene Ontology annotation, molecular function: maleylacetoacetate isomerase activity; catalytic activity.